AUGCCCCAGAGUUGUGCAGAUAGGAGCAAAGGCAAGUAUCUAGGCAGCGAGUCACUGGCCAAGCAAUUGUGUUCAAGCAUAGCCAACCAGCCUAGUCCUAAUCCAUAUUUGAACCUAUCAUUGGUUGAAUACUGCUGGUCAAACGGCACAAUACCACCGCAAGACCACAGCAUAACGAAAUCAAUAAUGAUGAAUAGGCAAUACAGACUAAGUCAAGUAGGCCCAAUGAGAAAGAACUUGCUGAAGAGAAGUGAAAUUCACACGGCCGCCCUACGAAGAAAAGGCUGUCAGGCGAAGCUGAGAUUUUAUAGCUACCCCAGGACAGUAGAGAAAGCCAUUGUUUGGCACGAAGAGUUUGAAGAGGUCUGCCAUACCAGUGGCAUAUAUGAAGAUGGAAGUAAGGUUGAGUUUUUGGACGGUUUUGUGCCGUUUGCAUAUAAGCUUGCCAAUAUAAACAAACUAACAUUCAAGCAAGCCUGUGACGAGUUAAUCCGAAAACAGUUACAAGUCGAGGCAUUAGUCUCACAGCGCCCACCUUUUCAGUCCCAGUUCUGUCUCAUUAGUGAUUACAUGCAAGCGCUUGAUUUCUAUGAGCUACGCGAAAACAUUCGUGAAAGCACCCCCGAAGAAGUUAAGCCGAUAUUAAGAGCGAGGCAAUUCUUUGGCGGGCUGAGCAGAACAACCCAAUGGACUCUAGCAACAUGUGACAUCACAAGCGUGGAAGAAGCAAUCAAUUACAUUCAGGAGGAAGAGCUCAUUGCGCUAAGCUAUCUGGAAACCGGCACCCCGCCACAAGAAAGGCGACUGCAUUCAAACCAAAUGCAAGAUACCAGAUCCUGGAAACAGCUACGGGCAGUUUAUAACAGAUCACCAGCCAGCCAGAAUCGCCGGCCCCCAUUGCGACCAGAAGAACGGCAAGAAACCAGGCAGUACUGUGACCAUCACAGGAACAAUACACACAGUACCGAGGAGUGUAGGUUUUUGAACCGGCAUAGCCACAGGAAAUACAAAAGACCAGCUGCUCACCCCCGAAUGAACAGCAGCGACAAGAAACCAAGGAGUCAGGAGACCGAGAACAGCUAG
This is a messenger RNA of Nematocida homosporus, 1083 nucleotides long. RefSeq lists its product as uncharacterized. The transcript has a single exon. NCBI's taxonomy places the organism in Eukaryota, Fungi, Microsporidia. The record is from RefSeq and is a predicted model, not a curated record. Bases 1 to 1083 code for a protein of 360 amino acids.